UUGUGCUUCAAGGAGAAAAACCGAUAUGUCUUUUGUCUUAUGAAGCAGUGUCGGUUGUCAAAGAGUACAAUCUACGUCAUUUUUGAAGCAGUGCAUGCUAAACGUCUGUGAGCAGGUGUGUCCCGACCAGAUACAGACUUUUAAAAAUGUCAGUUUAUCAAGAAACACCAUUGUGGACCGAGUUAAGGAACUAGCAGGAAACCUGGCAACACAGCUGGCCGAAGAGACAUGCAGCUACAUAGCUUUUUCAUUAGCUCUUGAUGAAAGCACAGACAACACGGAUACAGCGCAGCUAUCCAUUUUUAUUAGAGGCGUCAAGUCGGACCUUUUUGUCACUGAGGAGCUGUUGGAUGUAGCUGCCAUGCAUAGGACCACAACAGGACGGGACAUUUUUGAUGCGGUGGAGAAGUCCGUAAGUAAAAAUGCAUUGCCCUGGGAAAAAUUGGUGGGAUUAACUACAGACGGUGCCCCUGCAAUGUGUGGAGGAAAUGCGGGCUUUGUUGGAAUAAUGAAGGAGAAAAUGCAAAAAAGUAACUGUCACACGCCUCUGAUAACGUAUCAUUGCAUUAUCCAUCAAGAAACUUUGCGUUGGAAGGUGCUGGGGAUGAAUGAUAUAGUGACCACAGUCAUGAAAACAGUGAACUUCAUUCGGGCGCGUGGCCUAAAUCAUCGUCAGUUCCAGCUGUUCUUGCAGGAGAUGGGCCCGGAGCACGGCGACGUGCCGUACCAUACAGAAGUACGGUGGCUGAGUAGGAGCAAAGUCCUCUAACGAUUUUUCGAGCUUAGGGAAGAUAUUGCUCUUUUCAUGCGGAGUAAAGGAAAACCCUUGUCUGAACUGUCAGAUCCAAACUGGCUGUGUGACUUUGCUAUGUUGUGUGACAUAACUGAGCAUCUCGCCCAACUGAAUCAGAAGCUGCAGGGACGCAAACAAGUCAUUACGCAGAUGUCCGACAUGAUCACAGCUUUCCAUCGUAAACUUGAUCUAUGGAUGUACCAAGUGAAACAGGACAAUCUUGCCCACUUUCCUGUUUGCCAGGGCAUCUCAGCCGCAUUUCCUGGUACCUUUUCAUGUACUCAGCUAGCUACCAAACUGAGCCGGUUAAUGAAUGAGUUUGAUCGGCGCUUCUCUGACUUUAGAGCACAGCACUCAGGCUUUGCCAUCUUUGCCAAUACUUUCACCACCGACGUCUGCACUGCACCCCAACAUCUUCAGGUGGAGUUAAUAGAGCUUCAAAGCGAUAGUGGCCUGAGAGCAAAGUUCCAGGAUGCUGCAAUCCAGGACUUUUACCGUCAACUUCCUUCCCCCUGGUUUGAUGCCACAGCUUCGACUUCACGCUGCCCGUGUUCUGUCUAUGUUUGGGAGCACCUAUCUGUGCGAGCAGAUGUUUUCAAUCAUGAAUCUAAACAAGACCAAGCACAGAUCAAGCAUCACUGAUGACAACCUCCAUGCUGUUCUACGGAUUGCCUCAGCACAAGACCCAAAACCAGACAUUGACACACUGGCUAUGGAAAAAAGGUGUCAUGGUUUGCUAUGGCAGUCACGUUUUGUUUGGACUUUUCUCACUUCCUGUUUUAUUUUGUAAUUGGUUUUCUUGUGUGUCUCAGUGUUUUUGCUUCCUGUCCUGGUCCUGUUUCUGUGUAGUGAUUGUCUGCCCCGCCCUAAUGUGUUUCACCUGUGUGCAAUCACCCUUGCCUCCCUUGUCUAUAUAGUCUUUGUGCUCCCUUUGUCUGGGUCGGUUCAUCUGUUGUCUCUCUGUUGAUUUCUGGGUUUGUCCUCGUCGGUUCACGUGCCUGUUCAUGUCUGGUUGGUCGCAAAGCUGUUCAUGUGUGGUUGUCCUCGGUCCAACAGGAGACAGGAACAGGCUCCUGUCUGUAUUUCCCUGUUCUUCCCCUGUGUUUCCCUGUGCUUCACCAGUGUUGUGUGUAAGCUUUAAGUUAAUAAACCUUUUUGCACCGUCUCCCAUGUGUUGGCUGCAUUUGGGUCCAGCCUUACCCCUCAAACCCUGACAGUUGUGACAAAAGGUGUCAGAUAUCUGGUCAGAAAUUCUCCUUGUCAACUUCACCUUAAAACUUGACCAAUAUAGUUGUGAACUGAGACAACCUUUGUGUUGUUAUUCUGAGUUUAUUAUACUACGUUAUAUGUGUAGCAAUGUAUUUAGUGUUUGCAGGUUUAUGUGUUGAUGCAGACAAAUGUUCACUGUAAUCAAACCAUCUCUCAUUAGUUGGAUGUAUCCCCUAGCAAAGCUGUGUGCAGCCAUUUGUUUGUGUAAAAUGCUACACCUGUCACACAUGUUCUUAGCAGCUCACAAUUGUUGGUUGGACCGUUAUUCUGCCCCUCUCAACUAUGACAAAAAAGUUUUGAACAAAGUUAAUGUCAUAACUUGUUAUUUAUCCUUAUUCACUUGAAUAGUUUGAUCAUUGAUUGAUGGAGUAAUGUGGGCUUCAUAAGUUGACAAAUUAAAAGGAUAUAUGUUAUAACAGAGCAACAA
Messenger RNA from Seriola aureovittata, 2489 nucleotides. Its product is annotated as general transcription factor II-I repeat domain-containing protein 2-like. The coding region runs from base 806 to 1435 and encodes 209 amino acids. The transcript has a single exon. Lineage: Eukaryota; Metazoa; Chordata; Actinopteri; Carangiformes; Carangidae. The record is from RefSeq and is a predicted model, not a curated record.